ACUAAAUGUCAGUUGGAUAUUGCGGUUAGCGGUAGUAGGUGAUCUUUUGGUGGAUUUUCCGUGUUUUCUCUACUCAUUUUCGCACUUUCACCAUUUUUUUUAAUGUUUAUAUUAUUUAAAAUUACUGAAACUUGUGAUAUAUUUUUGGAAAAGUCAGUGUAUGUUACUAAAAUUUAUAAAUUUGGAAUAUAGUUGUUUAUAGUCAAAGACAGGUAGUGUGUUUUUUGGACCGAUUGGUUUUUUUGAGGAAAUUUGUACCAGUUUUGGCGCAAGUUUGUUUGAAUCUGCAACAAAUGGUUUAAAAGGCAAACAUGGAAACAGUAACAACACCUUUGCUUGAAGACCUUUAGUGAGGACAAUGGGACAUUUUCAUAGAGCUCCUUCCUUAUAUACUUUUCAGAAACAGAAGUCGAAUCGCGCGCUCGCGCACCGCAUGCGUUGAUGGGCGCAGCUGCAGGCGGCGGGCGGGCGGCGCGGGCGCUCCGCCUGCUGCUACUGCUGGUGCUGGCGCUCGCCGCGGUCGAGUACUUAUUCGGAUCCAUCCUCGACGCCUCGCCACUCCGAACCUACCUCUACACACCACUGCAUAACGCAACGCAAUCCACUCUUAAAACUAGUGAUAAAACAUUGCAAAAUUGGCCUAAAAAACUAACUCCAUCUGCUGCGAUAGAGAACUCCGUGAAGAAUUCUUCCCUAAAAGUUUACUUUUCUAACAGUACGAAUAAAAACAAUUCAAGCAGAGAAAUAUCGAAUAUGACGCGCCAAAAUGUAUCAGAAGAUUUUAGCACACCACUCUUAAUUACUAAAAUAAUGGAAGGAAUUAAAAAUCUGGUCACGACAGAAGAUGGCGAACUUAAAGUCUCUGAACCUUCUUUACCUCUUUGUGAUGAAAUGCCGCCUGAUUUGGGUCCAAUAUCGGUAAACAAAACUGAGAUAGAAUUGGAUUGGGUCGAAAAAAGAUAUCCCGAAGUACAACUUGGAGGAUAUUAUUCGCCACCAAACUGCACAGCAAGACAUAAAGUUGCUAUUAUUGUCCCUUACAGAGAUCGUCAGCAACAUUUGGCGAUAUUCCUGAACCACAUGCAUCCGUUUCUGAUGAAGCAGCAAAUCGAAUAUGGAAUAUUUAUCGUUGAACAGGAAGGAACAAGCGACUUCAAUCGUGCCAAGCUGAUGAAUGUGGGGUUCGUGGAGAGCCAAAAGCAAAAACCGGAUGGUUGGCAAUGCUUCAUCUUUCACGAUAUAGACUUGUUGCCACUAGACUCUAGAAAUCUGUAUUCUUGCCCACGACAGCCUAGACACAUGUCCGCUUCUAUUGAUAAAUUAAAGUUUAAGUUACCAUAUGAGGACAUUUUCGGCGGUGUCUCCGCCAUGACUUUAGAGCAAUUCACCAAAGUGAAUGGUUUCUCGAAUAAGUACUGGGGCUGGGGUGGGGAGGAUGACGAUAUGUUUUAUAGGUUAAAAAAGAUGAAUUACCACAUAGCAAGGUACAAGAUGUCAAUUGCGCGUUACGCUAUGUUAGAUCAUAAGAAAUCCGCACCAAAUCCUAAAAGAUACCAACUCCUGUCGCAGACUAGUAAAACAUUCCAGAAGGAUGGUCUUUCGACGCUCGAGUACGAGUUAGUGCGCGUCACACGGCGCCACCUCUACACGCAUGUCGUGACCAACAUUGACGAACGCAGCUGACGGACGUAUCUCGCCAAACUGCUGUUUGGCGAUAGGUAACACCCAUACGCCUUUCGAAAUAGCUGCAGAUUUAUAAAACACCCCUUAUUAUUACGUGUUUUUUUUAAGAUUAUACGAAUUUUUUUUUUUUUUUUUGAUUCUGUGUUUGAUAUUAUUAAGUUUAACCAUGGAUAAUAACAACUUUAAUCGUUUUAAGUUAAUUUAUUCUAUUAUUUUGCAUUUUUUAUCAUUCGAUUAAUUAUUAAAGGAAGUAUUUUAUUAUUGUUGAUUAGUUUGGAUAAAAUUUGCAGAUAUAUCGGAAUAAACUUUGUUUAGAGUAUGUGGUUACCCAGAGUUGUUAUGAUCUCCUUGGAAAUGAAUCGAUUACUAAUUAUAAAUGUUCCUUCGACGUCUAGUGAAAAGUUUGUCAGUUAGUAAAUAUUCCGUAAGCUAUUGUAAGAUUAUUUUUUCUUUUUUUUAAUCAUCUUCACGUAAAAUAAAUGUUGAAGGAUCAAAUUCGAAAACAUGUUAUUUGUAUUAUAAGUAGAUAGGUAACUUGUAUUCUUAUAAUAUGACGUUUGAGCAACUAUUUUUUUUCUUCUUAUUCUGGCCCGCAUAUACGUUAGUUGAGCUCAAAAUAUUCUGCCAAUGUCACGUAUAAUAUAAAAACACAUGAGAUUCAAAAUUCGAUUUAAAAUUUUUAAUCUCAAUUUUUUUUUACCUUAUGAUGAUGAAUAACAAUUAUGUAAUACUACAGUUGAGCAAUUAUUGUCAACUGUCGAUUCAAUUUUUUUAUACGAUUUUAAGCAAUGUAAUAAUUAUUAUAUCAUUUUUUCAUGAGUUGUAAUAGUAAAAGUUGGAAAAAAAAUACAAAUGUGGUAUACAUAAGUCUCUAGUUGCUCAAACGUAAACAAAACCAUAUUAAUUAAGUAAAUAAUAUACUAUGAUGUAAUCAAAGUAAACGACUCCACUAUAGUAUACAUAAUAUAUUUGUGUAACUUUAAAGAUCACUAGUCUUUUGUUUACGCGUUUAUAUUUUUAAGAUCGGAUUUUUAAUAUUUUGGCUCAGGACAAUAAACAAUUAAACAAUUUUCAGUUUUAUGUACUGUAUCGAUUUAUUAUAUACUAAAUAAUAUAUAAAUAACUGUCGUUUAAAAAAAUCAUAAACAUCAUCAUCAUCACAAACUGAGACAAUACGGAUGAUAAUUUAGGAUAUUUCCAACAAAACCUUUACUAAUAAAGUAAAAAUUAUAAUCACAAUUUUAUAGAUAUUUAGGGACAUCACUAACCAUAAUUUAAAAACGAUAAUAAAAAGAAACCUAUUAGGUAUCUUUUGAAAUUUAUAUUUAGUUUUAUUAUAUGUCUAAUCGUUUUUUUUUUAAAUAAGCUUUGUCAAGACCUAACCAUUUAUAAAAUCGAGAUUAUAUUAUUGUAGUAAUUAUGAUAAAAUGUAAAAACAGCUGACAACUAGGAAUCUUCAUAAUGUAAUUCUAAGAGGAAUAGUUAAUUGCCAUUCGCGGCCUAAAAGUAAAAAGAAGUGAAGAAAUUUUUUUUAUACACAAUUGAUUCACCAUAAUUAUGAAAGUAAACAUUUUGAUAUUCAUAUCCAUACAAAACUUAUAUACUUAUAUAUGAAACGAUGAAUUAGGUGAUUAAAACAACGGGGACUUUCGAAUAUAAUUAACUAUAUGUGUAUCAAGAAUUGAGACUCAGGAAGGUGGUUGAGCACAUUUUACGUUCAGUAAUUAAAUUUUAUCCAAAAGUUUCCAUCUUAUUUGACAUUUAAUUUUGAAAUUAAAAAAAAAAAACAAAUUAAAAAAAUAAAUAUUAAACAAUGUGAUACCUGUCAACUCGAAUCUCUCGAAUACGAUAAAUAUUUUCUGAGAAGUUACAAAACAUUUUAAACGGCUACUUUAUCGCCAUACCCACCAAAUUAUUCAAUAGUAAUGGUAUAAAUUAUCUGUGUCGUUCUUAAAAGAUAUUUUGUUUUGAAAAGGAAAUCUGAUUGUAACGGAUAUAAUUGACAAAAUUCCACUUGAAACAAACUAAAACUUAAAAGGUGUGAGUUUUGCUGUAAUACAAUUAUAAUACCAUAUUAUUUAAAUUAUCCAAUUUAAAGAUGCUGCUCUGUUCAAUGUGUGAGAUAUUUAUUUAAAAAAAAAUAAAAAU
Molecule: messenger RNA, 3831 nt
Organism: Nymphalis io (European peacock)
Lineage: Eukaryota; Metazoa; Arthropoda; Insecta; Lepidoptera; Nymphalidae
Product: beta-1,4-N-acetylgalactosaminyltransferase bre-4-like
Exons: 10
Coding region: 442-1683 (413 amino acids)
Biological process (GO): carbohydrate metabolic process; glycosphingolipid biosynthetic process
Molecular function (GO): N-acetyl-beta-glucosaminyl-derivative 4-beta-N-acetylgalactosaminyltransferase activity
Source: RefSeq, a predicted model, not a curated record